UCACUACAAAGCACCGUAAUAAUUUUUCCUGAAAUGAGUAAUUAGUCAAGAAAAUCGAAAAAAUACUAUUAGAAGAUGGCUAAACUAAUUAAACAGUUGAUCAAUAAUUGAUUAAUGAAUUACCGACAUAUCAUUUCUUUGCAAAGGACUCUUCUGUGGUAAUGUUUAUUGUGAUAGUAAUUUCCUCUAACCUUUAUUCUUUUAUUUACCAAUAUCAAAGUCUGUGAUAAAAUUAAGAAAAUUAAGAAAUUUUUGUAUCCUGGUUAAAACUUGGGAAUGUAUCAACUGAAUGAAACUGAUUUGUUCUGAGAUGAUUGUGACAAAUUGCAAGUGUUGGAAUAUUGUCGUUGAUUAGCGCCGGAAAUCAUAAACAUGAACAUGAAGAAACAAUUUUAUCGAAUAAAGCAGCAAGCUCUCCAGAAUUUCUCCAUAGCGGGUAAAAGCGAAGUGUUAUCAGAUGAUUUGGUGAUUGCGGAAAAGCGAAUCGAAGAUAUACGAAAAGUCUGUCAUAGUAUCAGAAAAUUAAUACCACCUUUUAAGGAAAAACAAAACAAAAAAGAACCUAAAGAUCCUGUUCUGCAGUUCUUCGAGAACGCUGGUGGUGCGGAUGAAGUGGAUGAUAUCUUGAGACAAGUCCUAAUUCAAAGUAGUCAAAUGCAUGUGAAGUUGGCUGACAUAAAUAGUGACACUGAUAAUCGUAUCAAAAACAAUGUGCUGCAACCGUUACAAGAAAUUAUGGAAUUCGAUUUACCAAAGAUUGUCAAACUAAAGAACGAGCUUAAAGGACAUGUUUUGGAUAUGGAUUCGGCCAGAAGCAGGUUGGGCGGUGCUGAAAAACACUCAUCAAGUUCCAAUUCUACCGGAAACGUCACGAAAAUUGAUGCGAUUAGAGAAGAAGUCGAAGAGAAAGAAAUUAGAGUUGAUCAAGCACGGGAUGCAUUGGCUUCUGAAAUGUACGCUGUAAUUUCAAAAGAAGCAGUAUUAGCGAAUGUAUUGUUAGAAUAUAUCCAACUUCAACAAGAAUCGCAUUUGUCUGCUGUGAAGGUUUUGGAGCAAUAUCUUCCAGAUGUCAAGUCUUCUAUAGAUAACGGUCACCUUAAACCAGUAUUUAAAACUUCUCUCGACGAACAUUUACGAAGCACUGGUCGGAAGAUAGCCUACCCUUUAGAGCUCUGUGUCUGUGUUCUUUCAGAACUUGGCAUGGAAGAAGAAGGCCUGUUUCGAAUAGCCGGAGGUGCUGGUAAAGUUCGUCGUCUAAAGACAGGUCUUGAUGCUAAAUUUAUGAAUUUGGAGACAGCUUUGGAAUUGAGAGACUGUCACGUUUUCGCCGAUGUUUUAAAGAAAUAUUUUAGAGAGUUACCAGAACCACUGCUUACGUUCAGACUGUACGAAGAGUGGUUAAGUGCAAUCAAUUACAGACAUUCCGCCGACGAAAACGAAAAACUUUCUGCUCUUCGAACAGUUCUUACCAAGUUGCCUCAAACGCAUUAUGAUAAUUUGAGGUAUUUGAUCAAGUUUUUAGCCAAAUUAUCGAAGAAUCAUGAAAUCAACAAAAUGACUCCUCAAAAUAUCGGCAUUGUUAUCGCUCCAAGUUUAAUUUGGAGUAAUAAUACUAACCUUGGCAAUAUUGGAGAAAAUAUGAGCUUCAGUAAUCAGCAUACUGCGAUUGUCGAAUGUCUUGUGAGAAAUGCCGAUUGGUUCUUUCCUGGUGAGGAAAAAUUCUACGUUACCUUCGAUGAAGUACAGAGUACGACGAAAGUGAGAGAACACACCAGGUCAAAUAGCGCUGAUUUAAGGUCAUUUAAUGUCGAGCUUUCCUCCCCCACUGAACCUUCGAUUGAACGGUGUCAGUCUACGACGAGCUUAGAAGAACAGAUCCAGACCCAACCUUUGGCAGAGAGUCCGAAACCUAUGAAUCGUACUCGUAAAAACAAACCCGCUCCUAUACCACCAAUUUCCAAUAACGCUUUUGGGUCUCCUUUCGGUACUCAGAAGGAUAAAUCUAACGUUACUAAUAAAACUGGUUCGACUACUUCGUCUUAUAAAAGUCAUCUACCAAAUGAAAUAUCUCCUACGAAUGUAAACAUGGCGACACAUCAUCAAGAAUCAUUCAGUUUUAAAGAAUUAUCCGAUAAGUUAAACGAUGUCGUCGAGCAUGAUGAUAAAGAAGAAAAAUCUCGAUCGAGAAGUCCUAGAUCGAAAGUAGGGUUACUGGAAGAUAAUAAUAGUAACGUUUCGACCGAUGUAAGAAAUCUUCUAACGGCCGAAUCGCUGAAUAAAAUAUUAGAGAGUAAAAAAGUAACCAAACCAGUACCCGCGCCGAGGAUUUCAUUAGAAAAAUUUAAUAAUGAUGAAGUAACACCGAGGAAACCAUUAAUACCUGAAAAACCAACUGGUCUGACGAGACCUAUGAGCUGCACGUUUAAAUCAUUCAAACUAUCCGAUUUGCCUGACGUCAAUAAGUCGGAGGCUGAAAAAGGUAAAGGACCUUCGUUAGAAAAAGCUCAUUUAUAUUCAGUCGAUAAGCAACAAGUUUCAUUUAUUGAAAUUGCUUCAUCACCCGAUGACAGCUCACCUACUGAUACCUCGGUUUCGACCAAUCAUGAAUAUUCGACAUUAAGAUCUCGAUCCAGUUUUUCUUCUAGUGAUAAUAGAGGCGGCUACGAGAAGUCCGAUAAUACUAAAUCAGAUCAUCGUACAGAUUCUGGGCAGAAUUCUAGUCAUAUGCGAGCCCUCUCUGAUGGCCAUAACAUAGACGUUUCUAACACAGCUAAUUUACCGCCACAUCGUAACUAUCAACGGAUUCAGAGACCGAUUCCACCACCUCCUCCUCCACCUGUUAGCUCUAAAUCACAAAUUCGAUCUGGAUCAAUUAGUGACAGUACUAAUCUUUAAUACAUUUUUUUUUUAAGAAGUAACUUUUCAUUUUGUAUUAAGUUUUCUUGACAGCCGUUAUUUAUUUACGUUAUCGUGUGAUAUAUUUAUUUUUUUAUGUAGCUUAUACCAUUUUAAAAGUAAUAUAACGUUCCGUGGAUUUUCAAAAA
Molecule: messenger RNA, 3044 nt
Organism: Planococcus citri (citrus mealybug)
Lineage: Eukaryota; Metazoa; Arthropoda; Insecta; Hemiptera; Pseudococcidae
Product: rho GTPase-activating protein 17-like
Exons: 17
Coding region: 373-2895 (840 amino acids)
Biological process (GO): regulation of actin cytoskeleton organization; signal transduction; regulation of Rac protein signal transduction
Cellular component (GO): intracellular anatomical structure; cytoplasm
Molecular function (GO): protein binding; GTPase activator activity
Source: RefSeq, a predicted model, not a curated record